CAAAACGACGGCGAUGCACGCAUGGCUUCAGCCUGCCGUGGUCUACGACAUCGCUUGUUUCGCCGGCUUCUGCGUCUCGGACGCCAUCACGUUCCUCGACGCGCUUCCUCCAACCACGAGACACGACGUCUUUGGCAUUCUCUACGCGCGCAUCCAGGCGACGGCGAACCCGAGCGAGCUCUUGCGCGUCAUCGCAAUCGAAUCUGUUGUCGUCGACACGACAAUCGAGCUCCAGCUCGUACAACCGACAACACCGUGGCCUGUCACUGUGGCCGUCGACUGGAUUCCGCGCUGGGCGGGCAGCGCGGUGCUAGAAUUCUGGCCCUGUACUGUCACGUCGCUCCAGAUCUCGCUGCCAUCGUCAUUAGCCAAGACAGAAAAGCUUCUCGCCGGUAUCGCAGAGUGUAUCAAUGUCCACAGCGUGCACGUCGUACAUUCCAAGCUGACGCAAGACCAACUUGACGCGAUUAUGGCCACAGCCACGUCGUCCUGGUGGUUCCUCCAGUCGUUCACGCUCACGACAAUCAAGAAACGAACGAGAACGCUGAAUUCGAGCGGCAGCGUCUGCAUGUGGCUCGCAUCAUCCCCAGUUCAGUCGCUCACUUUUGAUAAAAUUGACUUUGAACGGCCUGCGGCGAGAGCACUCGCGGGUGUCCUCAGUCAUUCGACGACGCUCAAGUCUCUGGUGCUGUACGACAAACCGACGUCAUGGAGUGGCCAUUCACAGCUCGCCACUGCGCUUUCUGACGCAACUGCGCCGCCACUGCCGCCGCAGUUGACGUCGCUAGCGCUGCACUUGGCCUCGUGGUCAACUGCCGAGGUGGCGGCCUGGGGUGCCAAAGUUGCAGCGUCACAACUUUCGACCCUCAAGCUCGAUUUGAACGUGCCGCGCGACGUGACAGCUCUUGUGUGCAAUGCGCUUCAAUUGCCGACUUUGGCGAAUCUCAUCCUCCGCUGCGGCGUUCUGAAAGUGUUGCCGGGCAUCAAGGUCUCAAGUCUGCGCAGUCUCCACUUGGUUGGCUGCUCGCUCUCGGGCGAUGCACUGGCAACUGUCGUCGAGAUCUUCAAGACGUCUGAAGUGCUAGAAGACGUUCAAUUCAAGUAUACCUCGAUCCCACCGCCGUGCGUAGCGGCGAUAGCGGCUGCGUUGCCUGCGUGGACGAGUCGACGCGGGGCUCAACUGACCAUUGCAGGCGAUUUGCAGUCUGACCAAGCCCUCGAGUUUGUCCGUGCGCUGCCUUGCGUGCGCAACUCGUCUCGGUUUUCGCUACGGCUGCGCGAAACAAAUCUGGCCAAGCGAGAAAGGAAGCAUCUCAUAUCGGCGCCCAGCCAGUGUCGCGACGUGCUUUUGGAAAUGGACGCCGCCGAUGGGAUGAGCGACGCAGCUGACACGGACGUUGCUGCGUACGCGCGGCAUGUCGGCGUGCUCAUGGUCGAUGCAACAACGUUUUACGCACCGCCCACGCAGCCGGUGUCCAAGAACAGGCAAUGUGACGACCCCAUGUGAACAACUCGCUAGCAUUUUGUUGUCCCAGAACAUUUUUCAAAGAAUACACGUCAAAGUAGCGUGCA
Messenger RNA from Saprolegnia diclina VS20, 1572 nucleotides. RefSeq lists its product as hypothetical. The transcript has a single exon. The record is from RefSeq and is a predicted model, not a curated record. Lineage: Eukaryota; Oomycota; Saprolegniomycetes; Saprolegniales; Saprolegniaceae. Bases 14 to 1507 code for a protein of 497 amino acids.